GUGCAUUUUUAUCCUAUGUGGCAUGUGCUUCUUGACUUUAGAUUCCUCUCUUUGGUUUUUGCCUUAGUAUAGUAUGUAGAAGAUAGAUUAUUUCUCGGUUACAAGAAAAAAAAAAUAGAUGGCGUUUAUUAUUUUCAUAUGCGGACGGUUGGGUUAAGAUGUCAUUUUCAAGCAUAAUUUGUUUUUUCCAUGUCGAAGAAAUAGUCGACCGUCUUAAUUAAUGAAUACACAUUUGCAAUUUUAUUAUGUGUCAUAAAACCAAGUUGGAAUCUGGGAGAGAAGCAAAACACGAUUGAUGAACUUCACGUGUAAUCUUCAUAUUCUAUUUGGUGAAUAUAAUAUUGUAUCCCUUUGAACAACAUAUUACCGGAGUUAAGCAGCAGUAACAAAUGGCAAGCAAAACCUUGAACCCAGCUAAACGGUAGUAGUAAGAUAAUGUUUUGCUUUGAUUAAGAUGUAAAGAUGGUGUAAUCAUGUCUCAACUUUCACGUCAUCCACUAACAAAACUUUGAAUGAAACCAAUGGACAGACUAAUGUGACGAUUGAAAAAACAUCACGCAAACUCAAUUCACAUUUCACAAUCAUGAGAUUUCAAACUUCCGAUUUACCCACCGAAACAAAACAAAAAGUCCCUCUAAAAUUGUGUAGCUUUUGAGCGAUUCAAAUUUAUAAUAGUAUCAUCGAAGAACCAAAGCUAAUUAAGCUGAACACAGAUCACAGGGGAAAAAAGGGGGUUUUAACUUUUAAUCAAUCAUGGCGGCCAAAUUCUUGACGCUGGCGGCAUGCAUCAGAAAUGAGAGCCGGGAUUUGUCCCCGAGGCCGCACUACCCAUCAAUGCCCAAGUACCCAAAAGGCAGAUUCCCAUCCACCGAUGAUGAAGAGAAGAACAUCAUGGCUGAAGGCUCCGAAUCCAAGGCUCUGUUCUCAGUUACAGGGAUGACUUGCUCUGCAUGCGCUGGCUCUGUUGAAAAAGCCAUUAAAAGGCUUCCUGGGAUUAAAGAAGCUGUGGUUGAUGUCUUGAACAAUCGUGCCCAAGUCUUGUUUUUUCCCAGCUUCGUCAAUGUAAGUCUUGUGUGUUUUCCUUUGCAGAGGUUUUAGAUUCCGAAAAAUGUGAUCUUUUUUUUUCUUUUUUUGUGGGUUGUUCUUCUUCGAGAUGGGUUUUCGGGUGGUUAAAUUCUAGUACUAUUUCAUUUGCAUUUUUACAUCUGGGAUGUAUGCAAAAUGUUGAAUUUUUCGUAGUGAAGCUGUUUAGAAUAGGGAAUUUUAUGAUUAUCUGAUGGAAAAUUGUGUGCUUAAUCCUGGUUAUCUCCACCUCAAUUGGCCAUGAUGUCACAAUUUUAAGUCGGUGAUUAGUUUGGUGGUUGCCGGUACUUUGCUGGGUUUUUAAGCCAAAAUACGAAGUGGGGUUUCAAUGGUUGUUUAGUCUCUAAGUGCUGUCGUUUGUGGAAAUUUCUUAGAAGGAAACACUGCCUUGAGGUUACUCUUCAGUUUUGUAGUAUUGUGGGAAAAGAAUGGAGCUCUCUUCUUUGGGAAUCUACAAUUGGAACAAAAUUUCAGGACAAUUGAUUGAAUGAGCAAACAAUCUGUGAGACCAUUGAAGAUGUUGGAUUUCAAGCUGCAAUAAUCAAAGAAGAGACAAAUGAAAACUCCAUCCAAGUGUGCAGGAUUACCAUAAAAGGAAUGACGUGUACGUCAUGCUCCACUACAGUAGAAUCUGCCUUACAGGUUAUCCCUGGCGUAGCAAAAGCUCAGGUUGCUUUAGCUACUGAAGAAGCUGAAGUUCACUAUGAUCCAAAGAUUCUAAACUACAACCAGCUCUUGGAAGCUGUAGAAGAUACUGGAUUUGAAGCAAUUCUUAUAAGUACGGGGGAGGAUAGAAACAAGAUACAGUUGAAAGUUGAUGGAAUUCGAACUGACAAUUCAAUGAGGAUAAUUGUCAAUUCGCUCGAAGCUUUACCAGGAGUUGAAGGUGUAGAAAUAGAGCCAGAGCUUCAAAAGCUGUCACUUUCUUACAAGGCAGAUGUUACAGGCCCCAGAAACUUCUUCCAAGUAAUUGAAUCAACUGGAUCAGGAAGAUACAAAGCGAAAAUAUUUCCCGAAGGUGGAGGAAGAGAAGCCCAUAAGCAGGAGGAAAUCAAGCAAUAUUACAAGUCAUUUUUCUGGAGUUUAGUUUUUACUAUUCCUGUUUUCUUAACUUCCAUGGUUUUCAUGUAUAUCCCUGGUCUUAAGCAUGGACUAGAUACCAAAGUUGUCAACAUGCUCACUAUUGGGGAGACCUUAAGGUGGGUACUAUCCACUCCCGUGCAGUUCAUCAUUGGAUGGCGCUUUUAUACUGGGUCAUUUAAAGCAUUACGCCAUGGAUCUCCAAACAUGGAUGUCUUGAUUGCCUUGGGAACUAAUGCAGCAUACUUUUAUUCAGUAUACUCAGUGGUCAGAGCUGCAAGUUCUCCGACUUUUGAGUCCACUGAUUUUUUUGAGACCAGUUCAAUGCUGAUUUCAUUCAUUUUACUUGGGAAAUAUCUUGAAGUGUUGGCAAAAGGGAAGACAUCUGAGGCUAUUGCCAAGCUCAUGGACUUGGCUCCAGAUACAGCAACCUUAUUAACCCUUGACGAUGAAGGUAAUGUGGCAAAUGAAGAAGAAAUAGAUAGUCGAUUGCUGCAAAGGAAUGAUGUGAUUAAAGUUUUGCCUGGUGCAAAAGUGGCUUGUGAUGGUUUCGUCAUUUGGGGUCAGAGCCAUGUUAAUGAGAGCAUGAUAACUGGAGAAUCUAGGCCUGUUGCUAAAAGGAAGGGUGAUGUGGUGAUUGGAGGAACAGUCAAUGAGAACGGAGUGCUGCAUGUUAAGGUCACAAAGGUAGGAUCAGAAAGUGCUUUAUCCCAGAUUGUUAGACUCGUUGAAUCAGCACAAAUGGCUAAAGCUCCAGUGCAAAAGUUUGCUGAUCGCAUCUCAAAAUUCUUUGUGCCUCUUGUUAUAUUCCUAUCCUUCUCCACUUGGCUUGCCUGGUUUUUAGCAGGAAAAUUCAAUGGCUACCCAAAGUCCUGGAUCCCUUCCUCUAUGGAUAGCUUUCAACUUGCCCUUCAAUUUGGCAUAUCUGUUGUGGUUAUCGCCUGCCCAUGUGCCCUUGGACUUGCUACUCCAACUGCUGUCAUGGUUGGCACUGGAGUUGGUGCUUCCCAAGGUGUCCUAAUUAAAGGCGGCCAGGCAUUAGAAAGUGCACAUAAGGUGAACUGUAUAGUUUUUGACAAGACGGGGACCCUCACAACUGGGAAGCCAGUGGUUGUCAAGACGAGGCUUUUGAAAAAUAUGGCUCUUCGAGAAUUUUAUGAAUUAGUUGCUGCAGUCGAGAUAAACAGUGAGCAUCCUUUGGCAAAAGCAAUUGUUGAAUACGCUAAAAAGUUCAGAGAAGAUGAGGACAGUAAUGUCUGGCCUGAAGUGAGUGAAUUUGAAUCAAUAACAGGCCAUGGUGUGAAGGCUAUUGUCAGAAACAAGGAAGUGAUUGUAGGUAACAAGAGUUUAAUGUUGGAGAACAACAUUGUGAUACCUAUUGACGCUGAAGAAAUUCUAGCAGAAACUGAAGGGUUGGCCCAAACUGGAAUUCUUGUAUCCAUUGAUCACCAGCUAGUUGGAAUUCUGGCCAUAUCGGAUCCACUGAAACCUGGAGCAAAAGAAGUUAUCUCCAUUCUCAACUCUAUGAAGAUCAAGACCAUACUAGUCACAGGUGACAACUGGGGAACAGCUCAUGCUAUUGCCAAAGAAGUUGGAAUAACUACUGUAAUUGCAGAAGCCAAACCAGAACAUAAAGCUGAGAAAGUGAAGGAACUGCAGGGUUCAAGUGGCAUAGUGGCAAUGGUGGGAGAUGGAAUAAAUGAUUCACCGGCACUUGUAGCAGCUGAUGUUGGAAUGGCAAUCGGAGCAGGUACAGACAUAGCGAUCGAAGCAGCUGAUAUUGUCCUCAUGAAAAGCAAUUUGGAGGAUGUCAUUACUGCCAUAGACCUCUCGAGAAGCACAUUUCGCCGAAUUCGCCUGAACUAUGUGUGGGCUCUGGGCUAUAACCUCCUUGGCAUCCCGAUAGCUGCCGGGGUACUCUUUCCAUUUACUGGAUUUCGCUUACCACCAUGGAUUGCUGGGGCUGCAAUGGCAGCCUCUUCAGUAAGUGUUGUUUGCUGCUCGCUUUUGUUGAAGAACUACAAGAGACCUAAGAAGCUCGAUACUCUAGAGAUACAAGGAAUCACCGUUGAGUGAACAGAGAUGAUAAAGGGCAACACUCAAAAGGGCUCUUUACAUGUAGAAGUUCAAAUCAAUGUUCUCCCUGGUUGUCUUGUAAUAUAUAGCUGAUUAAUAAGCUUGUCAAGGGAAUAGUUGGGAUUCUGUAAGAACUUCAAACCAUGUACAGUGAGGUUGUUGUUCAGCAGAUAAGUGCUUCGUGUUAUAUUCAGAUGUAUUCAGAUGUAUUUUGAAACAUGAAUGAGCUCCCUAUUUAUACAAGAAGUAGGGGAUCGAACUGUGAGAAAUGAAUCAUCUAUCAUUAAUGCUAAAUAUUAUAGAAUCAUAUCUCUUUGAUUGUGAA
This is a messenger RNA of Oldenlandia corymbosa var. corymbosa, 4564 nucleotides long. The record is from the annotation of a GenBank genome assembly. Lineage: Eukaryota; Viridiplantae; Streptophyta; Magnoliopsida; Gentianales; Rubiaceae.